Tetrahymena thermophila SB210 is the source of this 2595-nucleotide messenger RNA. RefSeq lists its product as hypothetical. The record is from RefSeq and is a predicted model, not a curated record. NCBI's taxonomy places the organism in Eukaryota, Ciliophora, Oligohymenophorea, Hymenostomatida, Tetrahymenidae. The transcript is spliced from 4 exons.
CUUUAUUUAGCAGAAUUUAACAAGAAACAUAUAUUUCUUUCUGAAAUUAAAAAGAAAGCGUGUAUAAAUAAAAUGAACAAAUUAAAGGAUAAAAAAAUAUAGGAUCAAGAUAGCGAGGUUGAGGAGGAUGACUAAGAUUUUGAUCUUUCCUAGAAGAUUUAGCAAAAAUAGGCAGAAAUAGAAGAGCUCAGCAAAAAAAUAAGGUACAUGGAUCUUGAUUUCAAGAAGAAGGAAAUAGAGAUGAAUGCAUAGCUGGCAAAUGAGAAAUAGAGAGUAGAAGAAUUAUAAGAUAUCCUGUAGAAAAAAUUAGCUGACAUUAAGGAAAAUAAGGAGGCCGACGAAUUACAAAAACGAUUAACAAUAGUAGAAGAUGAGUUAUUUGAAAAGCAGUAAAUUGCUCAUGAAAUGCUUCGUUAGUUAACAGAUAUGGAAUAAGAAAAUGAAUAUUUAAAGAGUGAAGUUGAGAGACUGUCGUCUUCUUCGCCAUAAAAAAAUUAAAAUGAAGAUAUAGAUGUGGAUAAAAUAGUCAGUACAUGCAUGGAGUUGCAAAAACGUAAUGAUGAAUUGUAAACUGAGGUAGAAUAGAUAAAGAGAGGAGCCAUCGAUACUAUUGUCGAAAAGGAGAAAAUAAUUAUUGAGCUAUAGGAGUAACUAGAUGGACUUACAUAUAAUAUGCAAAACAUGGACUAAAAUAUGAUGAAUACAAACAAUGAGAUUCACCAAGAAGAGAUUGAGUCUAUCCGCAGGGAAUAUGAUCAAAGAAUACAGUUUUUAGAAGAAAGAUGCAUGGAUUUAGCUUAGCGCCUUGAAUAGGACUAACUUCAGCAUGAAGAACAAUUGAUGAAUUUAGAACAGCAAAUCACAGAGAGAGUACUUGAAAAUAUGCAGUAACAUAUAGACAGUGCUAAGAGCGUUGAAGCUGAUUUAAUGCAGUAAUUGCAAAUUGUUGAAGAAAAGUUAAGAAAUUAGGAAAAAUAUUUAAGUGAUUCUUAAAAGUUACUAUAAAAUACACGCGAAGAGUUUAGAAAAGAGAGAGAACAGUAUGAGGUUAAGAUUCGCAACUUGACUAAGCAAGCUGAGUAAUUAGAUGAAGUUAGUCGUUAGUUAAAAUAAGUUUCAAAGGAAUUUGAUGACUACCGUAAAUAAACUGAAAGAGAUAAUACUGAGAAGUUAAUCUCCUUAGAAAAGCUUCAGUAAAAAAGAGACGAACUGAUGAAAGUCCAGAUAAAUUUAGAUUCUGAAAAUAAAAGGCUAAAAGAAAACUUGGAGAACAGUAAGUAGACAAUAAGAAAUUUGGAAGAAUAGAAUGACUAGCUUUAAGAAAAAAUUGAUGAAAGCUCACGUGAUAUUCAUUACAGAAUCAAAGAGAUUACUGAAAGGUACGAAAAAGAAAAAACUGUUUUAGAAUAGGAGCUUAGAAACUAAGGAGAUCGUAUUAGAAAAUACUCAUCUCAUUCAAACAAUGGCGCUAUAAAAUCUACACCUUCUUAGGAGAUUCUUAGAUAAGUUACACCUCAGUAAAUAAGAAAAGAUUCAUAAAAUUUGGAAAAGAUUGAACAUUUGCAUUCAUCUAAUUAAGUUUAGUCCUUUAAUUAAGAAGCUUAAGAUGCUAACAGCAAAGAAUCGUCCUCAAGAAAAUCUAACGCUAGCGCUCCGAGAACCUCAAAUCCAAAAUAAACUCAACUAGGGUUCGAAUUCGAAGAUGAAGACUUCAGUAUUGAGGAGGAAAAGACAGAUAAACUUGAAAAAGCUAAUUUAAACUCAGAAUAAAAUGGAUAUUAAGAAAAAAGCCAAGAAAUUUUAGACUAAGACUUAUCACCUAACAACUAUGAGUCUUAAAAUUCGAUUGGAGAUCUUCCAGAGCAAAAAUUAUCAAUUUAAUCUUCUUCUAGCAAUUAAAAUCGCAGAAAGAAGGAGUCCUUUAAUAUAACUGAAGCAUCUAUAAAUCCACUGUAGCCUUAGAGAAACAGCGCUAGAAACUAAUUCAAAAAGUAAUUUAUGUUCCCCUAACAAAACCAAACCAACAAUUCUCCUUAAAGAGAUACUCUGACAUACGAUUAAAUAGCAAGAGGCUAUAACAUAGAAAACAUCAAUAUUUAAGAUUUAGUAAACGAGAACAUAGAUUUGAAACUAAGAAACUAGAAGCUUGAAUGCUCUAUAAAUGGACUUGAAGUAACUAUUGAAAAGCUCUAGAAUGAAGCUAAGCAAACUCUUAAAUAGCUGCAAGAAGUUCGCAAAGAAAAAGUAUUGACAAACAAAGAAGCAGAUUUGAUCAACGAGUUGAACUCCUUUAAAGCUCACUGCCACAGAGUUGAAACUUAGUUUGUUACUUAAAAAUUGUAGCUUACAGAAGAGUUGCAUUUCUAUAAAGAAGAAGUGCGCGUAUUGGAGAAAAUAGCUAAUGAAAAUAGGGAGUAGAUGCUUAAAUUAAGUCAAGACAAAGACUACUUCCAGCAGAAAUAUACAAAACUCAAAAAUAUAUUAAAAUAACGCCGUACAGGAGGAAGUGUGGGAGGAAACUCUGUAUUUGCAGAUAAUUAUGAAGUCGGUGUGCAGCAAUCAUAAAAGAAAAAAACAUUUUGGAUAUUUAAAUGA